AUGUUAUUUGAGCUCCUUUUUAUUUAGUACUAAAUAAAUGGCAGGAAUCUUGCAGGAAGGCAUACUCCCUGUGAAACAUGACAUCUCAAAUAAAAACAGAGCAUUCUUCCUUAAAGUCUGCCCUUUCUCCCCAAGUCCCUCACACAUCAGGCCAUCUUUGUCCCUGGAGGUCAUGAGCAAUGCUAGGUGACCACCAUCGUCCACACGGAGAGGACAGUCAGCAGUGUGAGGUGGUUCUACCUGCUAUGAUCUCACCCCAGGCAUGGAAAGCAAGAGUCCUGGUUGGAGCUGAAGGUGCUCAGCUGGGCUUGUCAGGAGUCCCAUCUGUCAGUGAGUUGACAAGAAACAGAGCAAAACGACUCCUCCAAUGGUGAUGAGCCUGCCCCUGGGAUUUGGAAACUUGGUAACAGAGAAAGCCAAAAUAGACAAAGGAUUUUUAAAUAGGAUUAUGGUCAAUUAAGCAAAUUAGAAAAGGAAACUUGAAGGAGUAUUUGGGAUACAGGAAUCAAAAGCACCAGGAAGACACGAGGAGUUUCCCUAAGCGUCUAGACUACAGCACUAUGUAGAUAACAAACACCAGAAUAUUAAUUAUAUCAUUGAAGAAAUAAAAUUUACAUUGAAUUACAAACUGUUUACAAAAUGUCAUGAAAAUCUUGUAGGCUUGUUUCAAUUCAGACAAAUGUGUUCUCAUUUUCAGCUGUUCACUAGUGCACUUAUUUUGAAUUUGACUAUCUGGAGAAGAGGUGUGGCCUCUCCUGACAGGAAGGCUCUGGGGCCCAGGCAGGGAGAAUGAGGUAUCAGAACGACUCCCUUGAGAGCCCUGUUCCCCGUUCAUCAACACGCAGACCCAGAAGACUCCUCCGUCCUGCAGCACCUGCCAUGAGCAUUAGCCCCCUGUGCUGUGCGGCCUUUUGUCUCCUGUGGGCAGGUCCAGUGACUGCUGGUGUCACUCAGACCCCAAAAUUCCAGGUCCUGAAGAUACGACAGAGCAUGACGCUGCAGUGUACCCAGGAUAUGAACCAUAACUACAUGUACUGGUAUCGACAAGACCCAGGCAUGGGGCUGAGGCUGAUUCAUUACUCAGUUGAUGAAGGUACCACUGACAAAGGAGAAGUCCACGAUGGCUACAAUGUCUCCAGACCAAACAGAGAGGAGUUCCUGCUCAGGCUGGAGUCAGCUGCUCUCAACCAGACAUCUGUGUACUUCUGUGCCAGCAGUGACUCCACAGUGCUGCAAGGCCGUCUCCUCUCUGCACAUAAAGGCAGGGAGGCUCGGCCCUCCUCCCCACCCCAGACUCAGGGAUGCCCUGGGCAGAGUCUCUGCACCAGGAACCGUGGAACCCCGAGUGGCCCGGGCAGUGUGAGCCUGGGCCUGUGCCAGGUGCCUCUGCAGGCAGUCUCAGCCAGGCCUGGACGGGUCGCAGGCCCUCAGAUGUCUCCUUUGUUGCUUUCCCUGCUCCUCCCUCUAAGCUGUCCUUUUGGGGUGGGGCCACUCCCCAGCUCUUACUUUUUUUCUCAUCAUCCUGAGUCCGAGGCCCCCACGAUGAAGCAGGAUUUGUAUUUCAGAUCCAUCUUGACCGGUCAGUCAAGAUAGCGGUUAAAAAUAACCAUUAGCUCAAUUGUCAUUCUCCUUCAUUUAAGGUGAGAUUUAUU
Sapajus apella (tufted capuchin) is the source of this 1652-nucleotide messenger RNA. RefSeq lists its product as uncharacterized. The transcript is spliced from 2 exons. The record is from RefSeq and is a predicted model, not a curated record. Bases 790 to 1593 code for a protein of 267 amino acids. Lineage: Eukaryota; Metazoa; Chordata; Mammalia; Primates; Cebidae. Gene Ontology annotation, cellular component: plasma membrane. Gene Ontology annotation, biological process: cell surface receptor signaling pathway.